Messenger RNA from Ricinus communis (castor bean), 1875 nucleotides. Its product is annotated as dynein regulatory complex subunit 3. NCBI's taxonomy places the organism in Eukaryota, Viridiplantae, Streptophyta, Magnoliopsida, Malpighiales, Euphorbiaceae. Gene Ontology annotation, molecular function: protein binding. The coding region runs from base 156 to 1613 and encodes 485 amino acids. The transcript has 10 exons. The record is from RefSeq and is a predicted model, not a curated record.
CCCUUAAAUCCUCCAAACAUUGCCUUCGUAUAGACCGGUCCUCCCCAAGAAGCAAAGGAAACAAAAAGAACAAGAUUAAGGCUUUAACGAAGGUGACUCUUUUAAAACACCAAAGCUCUUCAGGGAAGUUGUUGCUUUCGGCGGAGGCAUAAAACAUGGGUAAGUUAAGCAUGGAACAGAUUUUGAAGGAUAAACAGAGCGGCGACCCUAACUCCAUUUCUUCUUUAUCCCUCACUCAGAAAGCUCUCUCUGAGGUAUCAUGUUUGACCCAAUUCACCAACUUGGAGAGACUGGACCUCGCCUUCAACAGUCUCACUUCACUUGAGGGAUUAUGUUCAUGUAUAAAUUUGAAGUGGUUAUCGGUUGUCCAAAACAAAUUGCUAAACUUGAAAGGAAUCGAAGCUCUCUAUAAGCUUACUGUGUUAAAUGCUGGAAAAAAUAAGCUUAAAUCAAUGGAUGAAGUUAGGUCUCUUGUCAGUUUACGUGCUUUGAUUUUGAAUGAUAAUGAUAUUGUUUCCAUUUGCAAGCUGGAUCAACUCAAAGAAUUGAACACUCUUGUCCUUUCUAGAAAUCCAAUCCGCGAAAUUGGUGAAUCACUAGUCAAGGUUAAAUCUCUCACAAAGCUUUCUCUCUCAUAUUGCCAACUCCAGACCAUUGGCUCAUCUCUUAAGUCCUGCAUCGAGUUGAAAGAGCUCCGACUUGCUCAUAAUGAUAUUAAGAGUCUCCCAGUUGAGUUGUCUUAUAAUAAGAAUCUCCAGAACUUGGACUUGGGAAAUAAUGUGAUUACAAGAUGGUCAGAUGUGAAGGUGCUGAGUUCCAUAGUUGAUCUGAAAAAUCUCAAUCUACAAGGAAACCCCAUCUCUGAAAUAGAUAAAUUAUCCAAGAAGAUUCUAAAAUUAUUGCCAAACUUGCAUAUCUUCAAUGCUAGACCAUUAGAUAAAGGCACCAAGAAGGGAGGCAGUGGCAGAAUUGAUGAUUUUUCACUUAUUCCUGUUAAUGAGCUUGCAGUCCCUAGGGAAAAGCAAAAGAAUUCUUUGAGAAAAAUAGGUCAUGAUUAUGCAACUGAUGCUAAAACAGAGAAGGACCUGAAGAAGAAAAACAAAAAAGUGGAGGACAAACUCUCAGAAAAGGAAGACGUACCAGUCUAUGAAGGGGGUGAAGUUAUGGUUGAAAAAAAACUAAAGAGGAAACUAUCACUGGAGCAAGAUGAUAGUAAUGAUCUUGGUAUUGAGGAUGGGAAGCAGAAAAGGAAGAAAGCAAACGAGGAAUUCUCAAAGAAAGAUGUUCAAGUCGAUAAAGAUGAUUAUGAUGCAGUCAAAAGGAAAUCCAAGAGUAAAAAAUCAAAGGAGGAACAAGAUGAGCUUGAUGUAAUUGAUGAUGGGGAUACACCAUUUGCUGACCUUUUUGCUGUUAAUACUGCGGACAGCCUGAAAGUUAGUGGCGAAAAGAAAAUGCUAGAUAAAGGGGGUAAAGACAUAAAUUUGAUGGGCGGCGUAGUCACUGUCUCGGGAAAGAAAAAGAAAACUAAAAACCGUGGAGCGGGUUCUAUAGUCCAGUUGCCCGCUGUGAUUGAAGUUGGAAUGGGUGGACCAUCAACAUGGGGCGAUGAGUAACGCCAGCCAUAAGGCUCCUACUGCUUCACCUGUUACAAUCUUAUUUCAAAUGCCUUAACAGAUGCGCACAAAAAGUCUAUCAAGAUGAUCUGACGUUAGAAUGUUGAACCAUCUGUGGUGUGCUUUAUUUUCAACUCAUUUUUCAAACCAUUGGAAUUUAUUUAUUUAUUUUUUGAGAUUGUAUGACUUGCAUCCUUAAAGAUUUCAGAUAGCUUAUUUAUAGUAACCAUUUGAUGAUGGACUAAAAGUUCAUUUGAUAUUA